Molecule: messenger RNA, 1998 nt
Organism: Acanthisitta chloris (rifleman)
Lineage: Eukaryota; Metazoa; Chordata; Aves; Passeriformes; Acanthisittidae
Gene: AMH
Product: anti-Mullerian hormone
Exons: 6
Coding region: 1-1998 (665 amino acids)
Biological process (GO): gonad development; Mullerian duct regression
Molecular function (GO): growth factor activity
Source: RefSeq, a predicted model, not a curated record
AUGAGAGUUGCUCUCAGGGUGUUGUUGCUGUGGCUGCUGCUGUUGCUUCCCUCCACAGCACUGCCGAGGAAGGGGGAAAAGAAUUCCCCAACUCACCGACUGGAGCUGAGCCUGCCAGAGGAGCUGGGGCUGGAAGCGGAGGAGAGAAAGAGGCAAAAUUCAAGUUUACAGGAAAACGGCGGUGCAAGACGACGGGGGCGGCCUGCCGUGACUCACCUGUCGAAGCCUGACCUAGGUGCCAAAUGCCUCCUGGGAAUGGCUGAGGAUGGAGGCACCGGCUGGUCCCACUCCAGCCUGCACCCCUGGCUGCUCGGGGGACUGGAAGGGCCUGUGUGCAGGGUGAGGAUGGAGCAGGACGGGCUCACACCGAGGCACUUGGAAGUGGUGGGUGUUCUCACCCAGUACGAGAGCAGUUUCAUCAAGGUGCUACGACGGCACCGCAGCUGGGAUGAAAAGUUCCUGGAGACCUUCGGGCUGUGCCCGGUGGGGGAAGCUGGUGCUGCUCCCCAUCCCCUGCAGCGCAUCCACACACACGUAGUGGAGCCAGGGCUGGAUCGCUUCCUCGUCCUGCACCUGGAGGAAGUGCAGUGGGAAGCGCAGGCGAAGCUGCGGUUCAAGCUGGUUUUCCAGGCAGAGGGGGGCCGGGCGCUGGGAGAGCUGCAGGUGGCUCUGAUGCUCUUCUAUCUGGGCCGCCGAGAGGGACAGGGCACCGGAUGUCUCACCCACGUCCUCGGGGCUUCUGUGUCUUCUGCCUCUGUGCAGAGGCUCUGCCUCUCCAAGGACACUCAGUACCUGGUCCUGGGAGCCACCACAGACUCUGUUGCCCGCAGCAGAGAGCAGCUUCACUUCUCAGCUUCACUGGCGAUCCACAGCAGUGAGGGAGGUGCCCCUCUACCCUCCACGGAGGCCCAGCAGCUCCUGUUUGGCUCCGAUGACAAGUGCUUCACCCGGAUGACCCCAGUGCUGCUGCUGCUGGCCAAGCCACGGUGGGAAGAGGAGACUUCGGCCCCAUCCUCCUACCUCUCUGCUGGCGGGGUGGUGGACACAGCUCCGUAUCCACAGCUCAGACCACCGCAGGCUGGGACCAAGGAGCUGCCAAUCCCCACUGCCCCAAGCCAAGACAAUACUUCAUCCCCAGUGCCUGGCAGCAGCAGGCAGUUCUUGGGAAUCCUGACUCAGUUCAUACAUCAGGUCUUGAGCUCUUCCAGCGAGCCACCCCCCCAGCCCAGUGCCCACCACUGGCUGGACUUCCAGGUGAUGGAAACCCUCCCACACCAGCUGCUCAACCUGUCUGAGGAGGCGGCACUGGAGCAGCUGGUGCAGUCGGAGGAGCCCUCGGUGCUGCUGUUCCCCCAGGACAGUGAUGCUGUGCUGGAGCAGCACCUGGGGGACUGGCAGCCGGAGGGGACCGGGACCGUGCUGCAGCUGCUGAUGGGCCAGCUGCAGGUGGGCAUCCGGGGGCUCCGGGACAUUCCAGCUUUCCAAGCCAACACUGUGCUUUUCCAGCACCUCCUGAGCUUCUGCUACUACCCAGCAGGGCCAGGGGAGGGUGAAGCCAUGGAGCAGGUGCCAGGCUCCAGGAAGGUGCACACGUUGCUUCUGCUGAAGGCGCUGCAGACAGUGCGGGCGCGCUGGCAGGAGCGCAGGAAGGUGCUGCGGCAGAACCGCAGCGCGCGGCACCAGUCUCACUGCCGCCUGCAGGAGCUCACCAUCGACCUGCACGACCGCAAGUUCAUCGUCAUGCCUACUGUCUAUGCAGCCAACAACUGCGAGGGGCCCUGCAGGCUGCCCCUCUCCACCCGUGUACCCAGCUACUACUCGCACACGGUGCUGCUGCUGGGCAUGCAGGAGAGGGGCUCGCCACUCCGGCGCGUGCCCUGCUGCGUGCCUGUAGUGCCUGUCCGCUACUCUGACCAGCUCAUCAUCAGUGUCUCUGCAGAGGGGCUGGAGAUCCGCAAGUUCCCGAACAUGGUAGCAGAGGAGUGUGGCUGUCGGUGA